GUGCUGCAUGUCCAGGUUACAUGUCUCACACAUACAGCCACACUCUCACAUAAUCUAAUAUGAUGUUCUUAUAUUAAUAUAUAAUGUGACUUUAAAGCAAUAGUUCAUCCAAGAACUGAACUUUUUAACAUGUUUAAUGCAGUCAUAUAUAUUUACUGUAUGUCUUGUGUGUUUGUUUCUAGAUAGUUUACUAUCUCAGAUGAAGAACCAUGGUUUAGUUCCAGAUUUUCUGUCUCUUUCUUCAUUUUUCCCUUCAGUACAUCAUGCAGUCCUGCACUACCAGGGGCUACAGAACACAGACGUUACAGAGCUGUGACCUUUAAUGGCCUCCCUUCAUGAAUGAUGGAUUCAUGAACCUGCAAGCCUGAAAGAACCCCUCAGCACUGGGCUUUAGAAGUGACAAGAAAGGAGCAGAACUUCCAAUUUUGAUUUAAUGGUUUGGAACAAUUUUUUUGCAUUCAUCUGGAUUUAAGGUGAUAUGUGGCAACAGCUGUUUGUUUAUCGGCUACUGAACAUGAAAUUAGCCCUGACAAUUUAUGUCAGAUGUUUUACUUUUCUUAUUUCCUUUUUUAUUUGCUUGCUUGUUUGUUGCUGCAUUUGUUGCUUUUGUCAUUAUUCUACUUUUAGGUUAGAUGGCUGUUUGAAAUAGUUAAAAUAUAUAAUAUAGAAGUGUCCUCAAAACAUUAUGUACAUAUCUGUGCAUCUGUAACCUGCAAGAUUCUUAUUAACAUAUGUUUGUUUUUUUAUGUUAGAGACCAAUUUGGUUUGUAGACAGUGAAAUAAUUCAAAUAUGUACAAAAGAACAACAUAUAGAAACAUGAAUAGUAUGGAAAAUAAAGAUCUAAAUAAUAAUGAACACUCCAACAGAGUCACAAAGGGUCGACUGAAAACAGUCAAAUUGCACCAGCUCAUUACAGUUCAGUCAAUAUACGUAGAGAUCACACAAGUGCAUCGCUGUAAUGUUUUUCUUGUACCCCCAGUGAAUUAAACCAUAAAUGUCAUUAGAAGAGACUUUGUUCUCAGGUCCAUUGUUGGGGAGAGGCCACAUUAAUAUUUAAUGCAGUUCAUCUUGCUCACAUGUUUACUUGGGACAUAGCAUAUUGUAUAAAGCUAAUCAUAAUUACUAACGCUGCCACCAACUGAAAACUUUUAGCAUUUUUAGUAUGCACUCUAAAAAUUGCUGGGUUGUUUCAACCCACGUUUGAGUCAAAUAUGGACAAACCCAAGUGUUGGGUUUGUCAAUAUUUGACCCAAUCAUUGAGUGUGGUUAAAUAAAAUAAAAUUGUAUUACAAUUGAGGACAUCCCAAAAUUUCCCCAAAGGAAUGUUUUGUCAGUAUUAGUUCACUUUUGUCACCUAAAACUAAAGAUAGUGUACAUAAACUAAAAAUACUGGGUUGUUUCAACCCAUGUUUGGGUCAAAUAUGAUCAAACAAAUAUGAUAAACCAUUUGUUUUUUUUUCUUUUAAUUAAAUUUGUAAACCCAACUGUUGGGUUUGUCCACAUUUGACCCAAACAUGGAUUGAAACAGCCCAGCAUUUUUACACUCAUCAUACACUCAUCAAGUUAAACGUAUAAACACCCAUUAUUACAUGAUUACAUAAUUGCAAUUUCAUAUACAAGUCUGUAUAUUCUCAAAUAAAGACAAGAAAUGUCUUUACUUCACCGGAUCAAAACACUUCAGAGAUCUUGUGGCAUGACAGGCAAAAAUGUGUUUCAAAGAUCUACCUUUAACAGUUCACUCGUACAAAACUACAUUGACAGAAUGAACAUGGUGUUUUCUAUCUAAUCAGACUGAGAUAAGGUGGCGUAGGUCUCUAGUGUGAAAGUGUCCAACAUUGACUCUAAAGAAUCCCCCCCCCCUCCUCUGUGUUUUUGGGACUUUGCUCCCCAUAUGAACACAUUAGAAUUCUAUCAGUGAGUGUGUGAAUGGAUCAGACGGGUAUCGGAAAGGGCAGGAUACACAUUAACAUAACCUGCAAUAGAAGAGAAGAGCCUGGGACGUUAAUCAAUCCAUUGCUGUCCAGAACUUCACUGCACAACCAGCAAGACCCAUAGAUCUCUCACUGGAUUCACUGGAGAACAUCCUUCUUGUUUCUGGGUCUAUUUUCAUGGACAUUAAGAAUUGAGUUUUCAUGUGAGGACAUGUUUUUGGGAUCUUGGGAACAGUGAGUGUGAGAAGAGAAAAUUUGAUAAAGGUUCACAUCCACAUCUGGAAUAGAGAAUUGAGUAUUCAAUAGAGUUUCAAAAUGGAAGAAGAGUUGAAAGGCACAGAGCUCAGGAAGAGGGUACCAUAUCACAUCCACAGAGAUGUACUGGAUGAGCUCAGUGUUGACCAAGUUGCAGAGAAAUCGGAUGUCAAAUUUUCAGCAAAAGAAAAACUCAAAGAUGCUGUCAGGUGUACAGGCCCAAGGUUUAAGAACUGUUUCCUAUCAUUUAUUCCUCUCCUGGUAUGGCUGCCACGAUACCCAUUUCGAGAAAAUGCUAUUGGCGAUCUUGUAUCAGGAAUCAGUGUGGGAAUCAUGCACCUUCCACAAGGUAUGGCAUAUGCUUUGCUGGCUGCGGUCCCUCCUGUUUUUGGUCUGUAUUCCUCCUUCUACCCCAUUCUCAUUUACUUCAUAUUUGGAACAUCCAAACACAUCUCUGUGGGUACAUAUGCAGUUAUGAGCGUUAUGAUUGGCAGCGUGACGGAGCGUUUGGCUCCAGACUCAGACUUCAUGAUGCCAGGCAAUGACACCAACAUCACCAUCUUAGACACUGUCGGCCGUGAUGCGGAGAGGGUCAAGAUUGCUGCCACUGUGACUUUCUUAUCUGGCAUUUUCCAGUUGCUCCUUGGUUUGGUUCGGUUUGGUUUUGUGGUGACUUAUCUCUCAGAGCCACUGGUGAGAGGUUACACGACAGCAGCUGCCAUCCACGUUAUCGUCUCCCAGCUUAAAUAUUCCUUCGGCAUCAACCCACAACGGUACAGCGGACCUUUGUCUCUUAUAUAUACAGUCAUAGAGAUUUGUGCAUUGCUUGGAAAGACUAACAUUGGUACUCUGGUAGUUAGCAUUGUAACCAUUGCUGGCCUGAUCAUUGCAAAGCAACUUAGUGCCUUGGCAGCACGCAAAAUUCCUGUUCCUAUUCCUGUUGAGCUGAUCACUAUUAUUAUUGCUACUGUGGUGUCAUGGCAGAUGAAUUUGAAGACCAAAUACGAAGUUGAAGUAGUUGGAGAAAUCCCAUCAGGUCUGCAGGCUCCUGUGGCGCCCGCUGUUUCACUGCUGGGUUCAAUGGUUGGUGAUGCUUUUGCACUGGCUGUUGUUGGUUAUGGCAUUGCUAUCUCACUGGGUAGAAUUUUUGCCCUCAAAUAUGCUUACAAAGUCGACAGUAACCAGGAGCUCAUAGCACUGGGUCUGUCUAACUCCAUUGGAGGAUUGUUCAACUGCUUUGCUAUCAGCUGCUCUAUGUCUCGCAGCAUGGUGCAGGUCAGCACCGGGGGGAAGACACAGGUGGCUGGAGCGAUUUCUGCUCUGGUGAUUCUGGUGAUCUUGUUAAAGAUUGGAGAACUCUUUGAGGAGCUGCCAAAGGCAGUGCUUGCUGCUAUAAUCUAUGUAAACCUGCAUGGCAUGAUGAAGCAGUUUGGAGACAUCUGCUCUCUCUGGAGGACCAACAAAGUGGAUAUGGUGGUGUGGGUGAUGACUAUGAUCUUGACAGUGUUGUUCAAUCCUGAUAUGGGACUGGCUGCAUCUAUCGCCUUCUCCAUCCUCACUGUCGUCUUCAGAACUCAGCUACCGAAAUACUCUCUUCUUGGCCAGGUUCCUGGCACUGACAUCUACAGACCAGUAGAGGACUACAAUCAGGUGAAGCAGAUUCCUGAUAUAAUGAUUUUCCGUUCAUCUGCAACAUUGUACUUUGCCAACGCUGAAAUGUACAUCGAUGCACUCUAUGAGAAGACUGGGGUAGAUGUGGCUAAACUUCUCUCACACAAGAAGAAACUGGAAGCAAAGAGACUCCGAAAAGAGAAGAAAGCCGCAAAGAAAGCCAAGAAGGAAGCCAAGAAAAGAGCUAAAGAAGCUGCCGUUCAAACUACUAAGGAUCCGCAGUUGUCGGACACAGAAGAAAGCGACGAGGAGCCGGAGUUGUCACACACAGAGGCAAAUGGGGAUGUACAUAAGAUGUCAGUCAAAGAGCCAAAGCAUGUAGUAACUGUGGAGACGUGGCCUGACCCAAACACUGACAAGCCGCUCCCACGGGCAAUCAUUCUUGACCUGAGCCCAGUCAACUUCCUGGAUACAGUUGGUGUUAAAACUCUACGCAAUAUCUAUAAAGAUUAUGGAGAGGCUGGUGUACAGGUGUACUUAUGUGGCUGCCAGAGAGGUGUUGUAGAGAGUAUGGAGAACGGCGAUUUCUUCAGUGAGAAAUUAACUAAAUCGAUUCUCUUCUCAUCAGUACAUGACGCCGUUCUUUAUUGCCAGCAAGGAAACAGUGAGGAGGUUAUGCCGGGAACACAUUUAUAAAUUCAAACACCAAGCGUGAUACGGAACACUCCAGAACACAAAGAAAGAUGGAUUGUUAUUUAUUGUGUAUUUCACAAUGACGAAGAAUAAACUAAAGGAGAUGUUUUGAUGAAUAAUUCGGUUUUUUUAAAUAAUAAUCACUUUUGAAUGUGAAAUAUCUGAGAAUGUGAGAAUCUGCCAUAUAGUUGUAUUGUACAAGUAAAAUGUAAAUCAACUUUUUGUAAUGGCAGAAAGCCAGCAAUUCUUGACAGGUUAUUCCAGGUGGUGACACUGUAGAGUUCCAGGUAGUUGAUUACGCUGAAAUAUUACGCAUGAAUGUAAACCCAGUUUCUCAUAAAGUAAUCAGACUCCUGGAAAGCUUUACUACAUGAAAGUAGAGUUCACAUUUUAGCAAUAUAUACUACAGUUCAAAUGUUUGUGGUCAGUAAAGACAUUUCAACAUUUAAUUUUUAAAUAAAUGCUGUUCUUUUGAUCUUUCUGUUCGUCAAAGAAUGUAGCACAGUUUCCAUAACAAUAUGAAGCAACAUGACUGUUUUCAACAUUGAGAAAUGUCCCUUUAAAGGAUUGUGUGACUGAAAUUUCAGUGUUGCCAUCACAGGAAUAAACUAAUUAUCAAGUGUAAUAAUCUUUCACAAUAUUACUGUAUUUGUGAUCAAAUAUAUGCAGCCUUGCUGAACAUAAGAGAAUUCUUUCAAAAACAUUACUGACCCCAAACUUUUGUAAUUACCAUAUAAAAUUCAGUUUAUGUAUUUUAUUGUGUAUAAGCUAUGUAUGCUAUGUGUAACUUUGUAUGCAUGUGUAUAGAAUCAGCUUAAUUUAUAUAAACAGUCAUUUUCUUAUUCUUGUGGCGAAAUUGUUAGUAAAUUAUAUCUGCUAUGUUAUACUGUCGGUUACUUUGGUUUUGACUAGAGUUUGACGGAAAUUUUUAACCAAGUUUGGAAUCCUAGUAUGGAGUACAGUAAGUCAGUGUGAAUUACUAAUAACCAUUUCAGUGAUAUUUUAAAAUAAAUUACAUAGUUCUAUUAGAUAUCUUUACUUUUCUUUUUUUUAAUAUCAAGUUUUAGUAUAAGAAAUAGAAUUAAUUUUGUUUAUACAACAUUUUUCAUUUGAUUGGUGCUGUUUUCAUGUAUGAAGACACAUUGAGUUAAAAAAUGGUGUGUUUAUGUAAAAGUAUAGGUCUUCUCUUAAAAAGUUUCAGAGAAACUGGUCUGAACAUUCCAGCAUAGUCCCAAAAGGGACAGAUCAUGUAGAACCUGUCCAACUAGCAGUGUAUUGUUUCAAGAACAGAUGACACCUUUAUUGUGACAAAAGCAUUAGUGUUGUGAAAUGGACUUAUUGUGCACACAAAAGGUGAAGAAAGAAUAGCCUAUAUGUUAUAUUGAUCAGUAUUAAAGAAAAAAGAAAUAAAAAAUACAACAGCAAGUGAA
Messenger RNA from Megalobrama amblycephala (Wuchang bream), 5921 nucleotides. RefSeq names its product solute carrier family 26 member 6 (gene slc26a6.2). Gene Ontology annotation, cellular component: membrane. Lineage: Eukaryota; Metazoa; Chordata; Actinopteri; Cypriniformes; Xenocyprididae. Gene Ontology annotation, biological process: transmembrane transport. The record is from RefSeq and is a predicted model, not a curated record. Gene Ontology annotation, molecular function: chloride transmembrane transporter activity; secondary active sulfate transmembrane transporter activity; bicarbonate transmembrane transporter activity.